Messenger RNA from Penicillium vulpinum, 1230 nucleotides. RefSeq lists its product as uncharacterized. Gene Ontology annotation, biological process: polyketide metabolic process. The transcript has 3 exons. NCBI's taxonomy places the organism in Eukaryota, Fungi, Ascomycota, Eurotiomycetes, Eurotiales, Aspergillaceae. The record is from RefSeq and is a predicted model, not a curated record. The coding region runs from base 1 to 1230 and encodes 409 amino acids.
AUGACCGAAUCGAGUUCAUCCUCUGCUCAAGUGGAGUUGAGUCCAUAUGUGACCAUUCAGCCUCCUCUUUCCCGAUGUGGACACGGUCCAGGGCUGAUCCUCAUACGGCCUGUUUGUUAUGCAACAUGCCAGCAGCAAAACAAGACACUUGACCCAGAGCCUCUCAAGAAAUGGGCUGAGGAAAGCUUUACAGUAGCACAGAUCACUGUGGAUGAAAAGUCUGCCAUUGACGUCUCAUCUCUACGAGAGCUUCUUCAAGAAGCUGAACGUGGCCUAACAGAGAGGCCAGAAUGCGAUACGAAGGAAAAGCUUGGAUUGAUAGUCUAUGGAUCAAAAAAAGACUAUGUUUCUCAAAUCGAGGACAGUCUGCAAGGUGCACUACUUCAAGGCACGGCUCUGAUCGCCGCAGUAUUCUUCGAGUCUUGGAACAUACCCUUCUUCCAGUCAACCCUGUUCCAGUUAUCUAUUCCAAUGGAAGGCGAGAAGAAGGAAGGGCAAACUACACACAUCUACUCAGAUGUGUCAUCUCCAGGCUUCAUGAUCCCAGGCCACCCGGAUUUCAAGAUAUCAACAGCAGGGGUAGCUCAUACUCGGAUUGUCGGAUUUGUUAAAAAGCACAUGGGUGGCCCAUUCUUUGACCUUGAGAAGAUCUGGGAUGAGCACACCUAUUAUGAAUUUGAAGCUCGCUCGGUCGAAAAGACAAUGGCGACGAUGGUCGCAGAACCUUACGUGAAUCAUGUGCCAACUCUGACAGGAGGCAUUGGACGAGCCCGUUUAAGCCACUUUUAUCUCAACCACUUUAUCUUCAACAACCCCGACGAUACAGCUUUAGAGCUUAUUAGUCGGACAGUCGGCACUGAUCGAAUUGUGGACGAGUUUAUAUUUGUCUUCACUCAUGUGAAGCAGAUGGACUGGAUGAUCCCCGGUAUCCCUCCUACCGGCAAGCACGUGCGCGUUCCGUUCACAUCUGUAGUCAACAUUCGCGGAGAUCGCUUGUUCCAUGAACAUAUUGCAUGGGACCAAGCAACAGUUCUUGUGCAGCUGGGUCUGUUGCCCGAGUAUCUACCCUUUCCAUAUGCACUGCCCGACGGAUCUGUGCCAGCGCACGGGAAACGAUUCGAGUACCGUGUGCCAGCAGCGGGCGCUGAAAGUGCCGCCAAACUCCAGGAUGAGCAUGAAGUGCCUUCUAACCAGAUGUUCGAGUAUAAGAUUCGCGAGGUCGAUGGUUGA